GUCUGGUUAACCUUCGUCUUCACCUUUGCACAAACAACACUUUCCAUUUUCUCCAAUUGUAUAUCUUCUUUGCUCCUCAAUCUUGAGUUACACUGACCAGCUAUCCUGAGUUCACCAACAAAGAUGGUGGGGGCUUUAUCUGUGGUGAGUUCAUCAGUUAUGGAGUCUCAGACUGGUCCAUGCUUGUGCUUGUCGGAAGCAUUGCCAUCCGACAACAUCAACCUGAGAAGAAAGCAUGCGGCGGCAAGGGCCGGUUCGAUUAAAUUAGUCAGCUCCUUCGUCGAUUCAUGGCCUGAUUGGAGGCUGUCUUCCAAGAUGAUUGUGACCAAGGGUUGGAGGAAGCAGCGCAAGGACCGUGGACUUGUGGUUGUUGAUAAUUUGGGAGGGCAGUAUGAAGAAACUUUUGGUGAUGUUAAAAAGCAAUUACUCAAUUACUUCACAUACAAAGCAGUGAGGACUGUUCUUACUCAGCUUUAUGAAAUGAAUCCUCCAAAAUAUACAUGGUUUUAUCAGUACGUUGCAUCAAAUAAGCCCAGCGAUGGCAAACUUUUCUUGCGCAUGCUCGGGAAGGAGAAUCAAGAGCUUGCUGAAAGAGUGAUGAUAACACGGCUUCAUUUGUAUGGAAAAUGGAUUAAGAAAUGUGAUCAUGGUCAGAUAUACAACGAGAUAUCGGAAGAGAACUUGGAACUGAUGCGCGAGCGGCUUAUGGACACUGUGGUUUGGCCCUCCGAUGACACAAACCUGACAACAUUGGCUGAAGCCAUUUACAUUUCUUCUCUUUUGAGUUAGCCUUAGCUAACCUUU
Molecule: messenger RNA, 804 nt
Organism: Hibiscus syriacus
Lineage: Eukaryota; Viridiplantae; Streptophyta; Magnoliopsida; Malvales; Malvaceae
Product: chaperonin-like RbcX protein 2, chloroplastic
Exons: 5
Coding region: 124-789 (221 amino acids)
Biological process (GO): ribulose bisphosphate carboxylase complex assembly
Molecular function (GO): protein folding chaperone
Source: RefSeq, a predicted model, not a curated record